AUGAUUUGUUCAUGUCUUGUUAUUGUUGUGGAAAGAUUAAACUCCUCAAUGUUUACACAAUGCUUCAAAGCCUUUAUGAGCAUCAAAACAAUUUUUUCAGAUUAUGUCGCCAUCAGCAUUCACAUAAGUCUUAACGAAAUUAAGUCUACAACACAAAUUCUCAAGGUUGGGAUAAAUAUUUCAAAAUGUAUGACUAACAAUUUGUUAUUAGAUAAACUUGCGUG
Messenger RNA from Clunio marinus, 224 nucleotides. NCBI's taxonomy places the organism in Eukaryota, Metazoa, Arthropoda, Insecta, Diptera, Chironomidae. The record is from the annotation of a GenBank genome assembly.